Phialemonium atrogriseum is the source of this 1719-nucleotide messenger RNA. RefSeq lists its product as uncharacterized. The transcript has a single exon. NCBI's taxonomy places the organism in Eukaryota, Fungi, Ascomycota, Sordariomycetes, Cephalothecales, Cephalothecaceae. The record is from RefSeq and is a predicted model, not a curated record. Bases 1 to 1719 code for a protein of 572 amino acids.
AUGUUGUUUUCCGACCUGUACAAAUCCCCGAGGUCGCCAUUGUCCAAGUUGCGCAACUCGCUGCCACACGCAGCGCCCGUUCUAUCGCCUGACUACGACGCAGAUCUCGUGAGCAAAGACAAAGCCAAGCAAAAAGAGGCCGUAAGGAGAUAUCUCGCGGACAAGGUUCGCAAUGAUUGGGAAUUUUCUUGGCCACCACAGCCCUCAGAAACGCCUGCGCCUCUGGAGCAAGGGAAGCAAGGAGAGCAAAAAACCUUGGCAGCCGAAUCCUUAGAGGGGCACACGGCAGCCAGCUCCGAUGCCGAAGCCAGCGCUAAUACCGGUCCCCCCGCUGCUGACAGUACCCCGCCCGACGCUGAGGCGGACAGGUCAGCAAUCUCUCCAGCUCCCGUAGAAGGCGGCGAGGAAGCAAUAGAAGAGUCGGGCGACUCCGAGUCGGACACCGAAUCGGUGUAUUCCACCGUCUCAGAAGAUGCGGCACACUUCCGUUCCCGUGCCGAGUGGAUAUCCGACCUCUCGGACGACGACUUGCCACCCUCGGGCACAUCGCCCUUCCGGUUCGACAGCCCCGAUGCCGUCGGCACAGCAGUGCAGGCGUCCAUCGUCGCGGGGAAAGCCCGGCGGCGCAGACAGCUGCGCGAAGAGGCGACCUGGAACAAGGGGCUGGCCUGCUUCAUGGCCCGGCGUGAUGCCUGGACCAAAUCCAGGACGGCCCGCCUGAAGCCGAAACCGACCUGCCCCGUCUCUCCUUCGUCGCCGCGCCGGCUCUUCUGGCGGUCCCAUACACGCACCGAGUCGAGCUCCUCCUCCACCGCCCCGCAGACACCCAUCCCGCUCAGCACAGUAAUGUCCGCGCCGACGACCUCCAUGUCCUCUCCCCUGUCCCCCAUGCCGACCCACCACUCGCACACCUCCCAGCCGGCCGCCGACAGCGAGAUCACGCCGCCCCCCUCGGAGCCCGACUCGUCCUCCCUCACCAAGCAGCAGACCCGGACCCUCUACCCCGUCGAGACCCUCCUGCCCGUCCCCGCGCCGCUCAUCCCCGCCCAGAACCCCAUGCGCGCGUCCAUCGGCCCGUCCAUCUACCCGUCCCUCUACGACAAGCUCGUCGUCAGCGGCCUGCAGCCCUCGUGCCCCAUCAACCUCGGCGACAUGGUGCGCGCCUGCGUCGUCGGCUGGAAGCGCGACGGCGAGUGGCCCCCGCGGCCCGUGGCCGAGCCCCCCCAUUCCACUUCUGCCGCCGCCGCCGCCGCAGCCGCUGCCGCAGCCGUCGUGGUCGUCCGCCGCCGCAAGGAGAAGCAGCAGGCGCACGCGCCGGGCCAGGGCCAGGGCCGGGGCCAGGGCCAGGGCGGACAACACAGCAGGAAGGGCAGCACGGCGACGACGGCGCCGCGGAGGCUGAGCUUCGGGGGGUUCCUGGAGAGGGUCAGCGGGGAGAGGGAGAAGGGGGAGAGGGAGAGGGAGAAGGACGGCAAGGACAACAACCACAACAAUAACAAUAACAACAACAACAACAACAACAACAGGGAGGAUGAGGAGCCCGGGUCGGUGAUGGGGAGGGGCAUUAGGAGGAGCCUGCAGAAGGUCCUUGGGCUGGGCUUCGGCCAUGCCAGCGGUGGCAAUGCGGGUAAUGAUCAUAACGCAUCUCACCCGCCGGCGCCUGAGGCGGACGAGAAGAACGGCGAUCAGCACGCAAAGGAAGUUACGGCUGCGGGUUAA